Messenger RNA from Xyrauchen texanus (razorback sucker), 1683 nucleotides. RefSeq names its product EBP like (gene ebpl). The transcript is spliced from 4 exons. NCBI's taxonomy places the organism in Eukaryota, Metazoa, Chordata, Actinopteri, Cypriniformes, Catostomidae. Bases 102 to 731 code for a protein of 209 amino acids. The record is from RefSeq and is a predicted model, not a curated record. Gene Ontology annotation, cellular component: membrane; endoplasmic reticulum. Gene Ontology annotation, biological process: sterol metabolic process. Gene Ontology annotation, molecular function: cholestenol delta-isomerase activity.
AUAGUUCCAACGUUAGAACGAUGGGCGGGGCCUGGAGGUGUCAUUUAUUCAACUAUUGAGAUUUAGAGGUAUUGAAUGAAUGUUCUUGAGUCUCAUUGGGCAUGAUGGCAGAAGCCGGUGUGCUGCAAGAACCUGCACUUUUCACUAAAGUAACCGUUUAUUCCCUUGUCGCCUGUGCUGCACAGUUUGCUGUCGGAUAUGCUUUCGCGCUAAAAUGGGGGAACAAGUGUUCCACUGUUGAUCGGUGGGUCCUUGUUUGGUUGUUUUACGACGCAAUAGUUCAUUUCACGCUGGAGGGACCCUUUGUCUAUAUGUCACUCGUUGGAAAUGUUGCAACCUCUGACAAUCUGUUUGCAGAGCUGUGGAAGGAAUAUGGCAAGGCAGAUGAACGCUGGUUGUACUCAGACCCAACUAUAGUAUCUUUAGAGCUUCUGACUGUGAUUUUGGACGGCUCACUGGCCCUGCUUCUAGUCUACGCCAUCAUUAAGGACAAACACUACAGGCACUUUAUUCAGAUCACGCUAUGUGUGUGCGAGUUGUACGGGGGUUGGAUGACCUUCUGUCCAGACUGGCUAAUCGGAAGCCCUAACCUCAACACGAGCAACUGGCUGUACCUGUGGGUCUACCUGGUGUUCUUUAAUGGGAUCUGGGUGGUGGUACCUGGACUCCUCCUCUGGCAAUCAUGGAAAGAUUUAAGAAGAAUGCAUCGGUAUCCAAAGAAGGAUAGAUAGAAUUGGAAGUAGUCCGAUAUAAUUUAGGUAAUUACAAUUAGCCAUUCAAAGUGAAUUGACUUGGAUGUAGAGAUAGAAAGAGAGAUCUGUUGUACUGCAGUUGAUACAUUAUAUGCAUUUAUUCCAGACAUUGAGUAAUAGAGGAAAAGCUGUAAGGUGUUCCUUUGCAUAAUUGCGGUGGUGGAGAUAACUUGACACAAUGGAAGAUUACACCAAACCAAUGACUCAUAGCAACAUUUAUUUCCUUGUCCUAUUUACAUUCCUGUCAUAUAACACCAAACAAUGUAUCCCUUUUGUCAGAUAUCUUUUACACAGCUCUAGGAACCGUUUCCCUACUAAUAAAUCCAUACUAUCUCAUCCAGAAUGAUAGAAACCACAAGCUGAUCACAAUUGACUUUCAAAAGUUGUCAAUUCAUGUAUCAAAACACCCUGGUGCUGCUCUUAAUUAAUGUUACAUGCUUGCCUUUUGUUGCCAUUCCACUACAGUUCCAUGUGUAAAUAAUUAACAAAAAAUGAAUGAUUAAACGGCAUCCCGGUGUUUGCCUCUUGCUGAAUACAUUUUUUAUAACAUCAUUUAAAAAAGUUUCCACAUAACAAUUUAUGUAUCACAAGAUUCUCAAUGUCCGAAUACAUUUUUAGUUUUUUCCACUAUGUAUUUGGUACCUAACCAGAAUGUGCCAAAAUAAAGGCAGUGCAACAAAUAAUGGCAUGAUCUCUGGAUACUGUACUAUUUAUAUAUAUAUAUAUAUAUAUAUAUAUGUGUGUGUGUGUAUACUAUACAUAUACAUUUAUACAUAUACACUGCGUGCCCAGUUAUUAGACAAGUGAGUAUUCUGAUCUUAUCAUUAUUUCCAUGCACAUUUUCCAACUCCAAACCAUAUAAACUUGAAUGCUUAUUUGAUUCAAUCAUUUUCAGGUGGUAUGUAUUUGUGUAAUGAGGGAGGAUGUGGCG